This is a messenger RNA of Haliotis rubra (blacklip abalone), 1177 nucleotides long. RefSeq names its product ribosyldihydronicotinamide dehydrogenase [quinone]-like. Gene Ontology annotation, cellular component: cytosol. Bases 27 to 878 code for a protein of 283 amino acids. Gene Ontology annotation, molecular function: NAD(P)H dehydrogenase (quinone) activity. NCBI's taxonomy places the organism in Eukaryota, Metazoa, Mollusca, Gastropoda, Lepetellida, Haliotidae. The record is from RefSeq and is a predicted model, not a curated record. The transcript has 4 exons.
GCCAAGAAUUCUGAUAUCGUCGCACAAUGGCCAAGAACCUGAUCCAGUCGUUCGAGUCAGGCCACGUCUUCAGCAAGCAGCAAAAGAGCGUGCUGAUUGUGUACGCCCACCACGAACCCAAAUCCUUUAAUGGCGCCCUCUUGCGGAAGGCAGUGGAGACUCUGGAAGCAGACGGCCACAGCGUGGAGGUGUCCGACCUGUACGCCAUGCACUUUGAGCCAAGGAGUGGAAGGACGGACAUCGUCGGUAGCGUCCAGGAUGAAAGUUUCUUCAAAUAUCAAGUGGAAACGAAAUCAGCAUUUGAAAAUGGCACCUUAUCCGAUGAUAUAAAAGUGGAAGUGGAGAAACUGAAACGGGCUGAUCUUGUGAUCUUCCAAUUUCCUUUAUACUGGUUCAGUUUCCCCGCAAUCAUGAAGGGCUGGAUUGAACGAAUCUUCGUCAGUGGCUUCGCCUACGGAAUGGGGAAAAUGUACAGUGAUGGGCCUCUGAAAGGUAAACGAGGCAUGUUGUCCUUUACAACCGGAGGGCCAGGGCCUGCCUUCCAUCAAGAUGGUUUGAACGGAGACAUAAACGUCCUGCUGUGGCCCCUACAGGGCGGUGCACUAAGGUUUGUUGGGCUUGAUGUCCUCGCCCCCCAAAUACACUAUGCUCCUGCGCAUGUCACUGACGAUGACCGGAAGCAGUGGCUGGAUGACUGGGCCAAACGUCUUCAUAGCAUAUUCGAGGAACCGUUUCUCAAGUUUGUGGACAGUUCCAACUUUACAAACCUGAAACUGAGAGGCGAAUAUCAUGAAGGCGAAUCUUCGAAACAGUAUGGCCCAACCGUAGGCCAAAACCUCGGCAAACCAUUCUCACCGACUGGAAUGCUGAAACCUUAGAGAAGCGUAAACGCAGCCACCACCAUACACUGUGGAUUCUCAUGUUUCUCUUUUGGGGCUACUACUUAUGAAUGUAUUGUAUUAUUUUACAAAAUGAAUCAUUGAUCAUGAAACGAUUAUUACUAUGAAUUCAAUGAACUUGUAAUAUAUACAAACGUAUUUGUUUGAAGGUCUUGUAUUUUUCUUCACAAAUCACAACAUUUUGACAGCCUCCUUAGGGUAGUAGAUAGAGGUUAUGACUGAACAGCAGAAGGUCUGUGGUUCGACCCCCUGUCGUGUAGUGGAAUGCCUCAGUCUGU